AUGGUCGCAGCCCGCGUGCUCGGCUCCCGGGACCUACUCCCGCUCGUCAGCGCCUACCAGCGCGGCACGCCCCAAGAGGUACUCGAGCUGCGCGAGCUCCUCGACGGGAUCGACCUCGCGGGCCUCCACGCGCUCUUGCUGGCGGCCGACGAGACGUAUCCCGCCAAAUGCUUUGCGGCCUUUGCGGCCUUUCACAAGCGCGUGUCGCCAGCUUCGCUCCUGCGCGUCGCCUUCACGAGGAGCCGCGCCGCCGCAGUCUACUAUGCCCUUGUCCACGGCAACCUCUCGGUCGUGCGGGGCAUGCGCACGUCGUCCCGCGCCGCCAUCUCCAACUCGCAGUGGAUUAUCGCGGCAACCUUUGGCCACUUCCAUGUGAUCGAGUAUCUGCACCGGCAUGACUGGGCCAACUACGAUCCGCGCGCGAUGAAGGCCGCGGCCAUGCGGGGCAACCUCGCGAUGGUAGUGUACCUCGAAGACCUCGGGUACUGGAGCCCACACGUGCUGCGCUGGGCGUGCACGGCGGGCCAACUGCACGUCGCAGAGUUUGCCAACGACCGCGAGACCACGAGAUCGCUCGGCGCCGGCACGAUCAACGACGUGGUGCGGUCCGGGAACUUUCCGGUCCUGCGCUUCUUGCACGAAAACGACUACGACGGCUUCUCGGACGAGGCUGUCGACAUUGCCGCCGCCCGAGGAGACGUGGCCACGGUACGCUUCUUGAACGACAAGCGCCGGCUCCGCGGCACGCGCAAUGCUAUGCUGGGCGCCGUCGACCACAACCACGUCGAGAUCGUUAGAUAUCUGGACAAGCACUGCAGGGCCAACGAUAUUGCGGGCAGCCUCCGUCGCGCCGCUGCCUGCGGCCACUUGGAGCUCGUGACGUACUUUUGCUCGCAUUACGAAGGCGAGACCCUCUUGGUUGGCGCGCUCGAAGCGGCUCGACGAAGCCUUCGUGUCGUCGCCUCUCGCACGCAGAGGGAGCGGCUCGAAGCCGUGAUCGCGCACCUCCAGCGCCUGCGCCCGACGCCGCCCGCCGACGACGCAGCGUGCACGAUCCAAUAA
Saprolegnia parasitica CBS 223.65 is the source of this 1062-nucleotide messenger RNA. RefSeq lists its product as hypothetical. The transcript has a single exon. The record is from RefSeq and is a predicted model, not a curated record. Bases 1 to 1062 code for a protein of 353 amino acids. NCBI's taxonomy places the organism in Eukaryota, Oomycota, Saprolegniomycetes, Saprolegniales, Saprolegniaceae.